Messenger RNA from Glycine soja, 1781 nucleotides. RefSeq names its product protein POLAR LOCALIZATION DURING ASYMMETRIC DIVISION AND REDISTRIBUTION-like. Gene Ontology annotation, biological process: asymmetric cell division. The coding region runs from base 143 to 1279 and encodes 378 amino acids. The transcript has 3 exons. The record is from RefSeq and is a predicted model, not a curated record. Lineage: Eukaryota; Viridiplantae; Streptophyta; Magnoliopsida; Fabales; Fabaceae.
AAUAGUUAAUACGUGAGUGGAAUUGAAGGGACAGAGAAGAGAAGGAGAAGAACAGGAACUCAAGUUUUCCCUCCAAAAACCAAAAAUAGGCUCCUAAGGGACACCUUAGAAGUUGAAUCGAUCGUUAUCAUCAACGAAUUUAAUGUCAAUGAAACAGAAACACGCCUUCUUUAAAUCCCCAAAUCUUAAUUUCUGUCCCUUCGCUCACUCUCACUCCGUCCAUCGCCGUUUACGCGUCGCGGAUAUUCUUCUCGCCGACGAAGAUCACGACGGCGACGCCGUUGAUUUCAUGGACGGCGUCCGAGAAACACCGUCCACCAAAUGCUUUUCGCCUCGGAGGCUCGUUGCUUCGUUGCUCGCGCCGCUGCGGCCGACCAAGGGGCUCCGACUCCAGCAACGGCGCCAGAACGAGACCGGUGAUUUGGAGGCGCCGUCGUCGUCGUCGCUGACGAACGAACUUAAAGGAAGCGACGAUUCGACAGGACAGUUACAUCAGAGUGAUACAUCUUUUAAGCUAGGGGUUGGUUGUGGUUUGCUAUAUCUGAUUGCAGCAAGUAAAAAUGAGCUUGGCAAGAUGGUUGAGCUGCGGAAAGAAAUGGAAAUGCUCCUUCAAAAUGCGAAAGGAGAACUGCAAAGUAAAGAUGCACUUCUUAAGCCAUUGAAACAAAGUGAUGCUCUUGCCCUUUCCAUAACUGAUAUUCAAGAAGUUUCCAGCUCUAGUAGUCAUCUUUCUAUUCAUUCAAAUACACAAUAUGUUCAACCAGAGUCAAAAGGCGAUAUGGUUCCUAAUUGUUUUCUGGAAUAUAACAUAAGCGAACAAGAUGAAUGUGCAGAAGAGAUAAAUGAGCUCCAGGCAGAAUUUGAAAUUGAGUUACAACGGUUGCAGAUGUAUUUGGAUGGAGAAGCUGGAUUUGAUGAUGCACAACAUGAGGGAGUAAAGGUAGCUCUUGAUGAUUCUAGUUCAAAAAGCCAUAGUUCAAGUUUUGGUGAAAUAAUAAUGGAACCUCAAAGAGCAAAUUAUGAUGUAUCAUUUGGAGUUCCUCCAAUUGAAUUGGAGAGAAAGUUGCAUGAACUGCUUGAAGCAAGACUGGAAGAACGGAUAACAGAGCUGGAGUCUGCAUUAGAAUGUACCACGCAAAAGCUUAUUAAGAAAGAGAUAGAGGUUACUUGGUGGAAAGACACUGCACAACUUAUCUCACAACAUCUUCCAGAAACUUCUCGGUUCACUUUCCCACUUGAUCCUGAGAUCUCUUUGAAGUUGAGUCAACUUGUAGGAUAGUUUUUAUGAAAGAGUGAUGUUGAUUAAGCCAUCAAAAUAUUGUUAUCAGGAGUACAGUUUCAUGACCUGUUGCUUCAUUUUCUUUUUUCUUCAAAAUUUUGGUUUAGUCCUCUGGAGUAAAUAGUGGUUUGGAGGAUGAUUUUCAAUGAGAGAACAGAAAUUGAAGGGGGUCAAAAUUGUUUUCCAUUGUAGAGCACUACAUAAGAUGUGUGAACGUUGGAGCCUUUUGAGAUUUCUUCUUAUGUUAAGAUUGAAGUUGGGUGACUGUAAGCUACUGCAGUGAAAUUUGUUGGAUGUAACAAAACUCAAGCUUUUGACUCCCCACAGCUAUUGGUAGACAAUCGCAUCUAUAGUAGUUUGUAAGAUCCUUAUCUUGUUCAAAGACAGUAUAAUUUUCUUUCUCUACCGAGACUUGAUUUCAUUAUGUGCACCAUAAGCAAAUAUUUUGGAACUCAGUUGUGAAAUUUGUCAUUCAAUUAUAAAAGUUUGUUUUAUAUUAAAA